GAAAAAAAAAACAACAUGGCCGUUGUCGUGAAAGAAAUCGUCGAUGAAUCGCGUUCAUUUUGAUGAGAAUUGAGAACGCAUCUGUAAUCAAAGUUGGUGAUGGGGUUAUAAACCAUGGCGAAUUCAGUCAAUGUGAAGAACGUUGUGAAACAUCUAGUAAACGGCACGUUUGAAGAAAAUCUGUGCCGGGUUUGUUUGUUGCCACUUGGAGAGUUUUGUGAAAAUAUAUUUACUAAAAUAUCCAAGCAUGAUGAUGAUUAUUGUGUCGCCGAUGCCUUGGAAACGGUGUGUCAGAUAAAAUUUUCAGGGUCUGAUAGGUAUAAUGUCUGCUAUGAUUGUUUCGUAAUGGCAUCAACAGCUUAUAGAUUUUUCUUGCUAACCAAGCGCAGUAAUGAAAUUCUAAACUAUUAUGUCAAAGAGUUGGAAAGGAAUAUUUACUCCGUGGAAGUUCCAGAAAACCCAUUGGACGACAAUAAUCUUUGUAUUCCAUUGACUGAAUGUGUACCAAUGGUACAGAACUUUAAUUUUGAUAUAGAAGAUUUGAAACAUUAUAAGGUAAGCUUUGACGAAGAAGAUAGUAAUAUUCAACCAAUUGUCCUUCAAGAACAAAAUGAAAAGCCUUUAUCAGAAACGAUACUUGUCAAAGAAGAUUUAUCAAACGUUGAUGAUGCUAAAAUUGUAGUGGUAAUUGAGGAAGAUGGUAAAAAGACAUUCUAUAAAUUGCAAGAUGGCACAACUGAGUUAUUUUCAGAUAAGAUGAAACAUUCUGAAAUGACUUCUGUUAACAGUGUGUCAAAAGUACGGAGGAAAAGAGACCCUAUGACAUUUAGGAAGUGCAGCCAAUGUCCUGUACAAUAUAGGUUCUUGGGGAAACUAAAGAUGCACAUGAAAACAGAGCAUAAUAUGGAUUUGUUUGUUUGCAAGGUCUGUAAAGCAAUAAUGGAAGAUGAGCAAGAAUUCAACCGGCAUCUCAAGAGUCAUAUGGAUGUGCAUCGCUGUAACAUUUGCGAUACGGUCUUUAAGAAACGAGACACAAUUAUUGCCCAUCUCAAAUGGCACGAGGAGAUGAAGAACAUGAGUAAAUUAGACGGGGCACAUGUUUGUGAACUGUGCGGUUAUAUAUUACCGAAUGAGGAUCAGUUAAAAGAGCAUUAUGACAAGAAGCAUGAUAAAAAAUAUACAUGUUUCUAUUGUGGAAAAAUGUACAAAGGGGAACUGAGCUUUGAAAUGCAUAUAAAGAAACAUGAGAUGCAUAAGAAAUCAGACAAAAAACGCAAGAACCCCGAGCAAGGAAAAGAACAGAAGGAGCCAGAAGACAAGAACUCUAAAAAGCGCACCAUGUGUCCGACGUGUGGAGGCAAGUUUGUGGACGAGCGCUCUUUGAUGUGGCACUCCAUGCUGCAUACCAACGAGAGACCUUACUCCUGUGAUGUAUGCGGGCGUGGGUUCGUGUCAUUAAACCGUCGCAACCAGCACAUGCUCUGCGCCCACACGAUGCCCACCAAACGCUGCCCGCUCUGCUCUGCGUUGUUCCAUCUCCGGUCUAUGGUCAACACGCAUAUUAAGAAGGUGCACCUAAAAGCCCACAAACGUCGCAAUCGCACCAGCAAGCACCAGAACGUGUGUUGGCGCACCGAAGCCGUGCCUAUCCAGGAGCUGAGCGUCUCCAUACAGAACGAGAUCCUUGAGAUGCAGACUGGAGACAAGACUCAAGAUCAAAUCGACUGGACGCAGAAAAUCGUAUAGUGAUAUCUGAAAAGGGUCGUCAUUGAUACUCGUGUGUUAUCCAUGAAAUUUGAAGGUUAAACUCUAUACUCCGGUUUAUUCGAGGGCAGCCCUGUGCCUAGCAGUGUGACGUAUAUAGGCUAUGUUAUGUAUAAUAUGUGACCUCUUGUUUUUUUAAAGAAUGAAUCGUGUGUAAUAUUGUGAAAUUAUGUACUUAUAAAUUAUAUUUAUUGUAAUAUUAGAUUUAAUACAUUUUUGAAUUAA
Pectinophora gossypiella (pink bollworm) is the source of this 1989-nucleotide messenger RNA. RefSeq names its product zinc finger protein 62-like. Gene Ontology annotation, molecular function: RNA polymerase II transcription regulatory region sequence-specific DNA binding; zinc ion binding; DNA-binding transcription factor activity, RNA polymerase II-specific. The record is from RefSeq and is a predicted model, not a curated record. Lineage: Eukaryota; Metazoa; Arthropoda; Insecta; Lepidoptera; Gelechiidae. The transcript has 8 exons. The coding region runs from base 115 to 1746 and encodes 543 amino acids. Gene Ontology annotation, cellular component: nucleus. Gene Ontology annotation, biological process: regulation of transcription by RNA polymerase II.